AUGGAGCAAACAGUCAAACAUGCCGAGAAGCACCUGGGGGAGAUCUGCACCCUGCUGGCCUCAUACACCAGAAAAACAGGCAGGCUGAGAGAUAAAGCAGACCUGCUGGUUGCUCAACUCUUUGACUUCUCCAGCACAGAGGAUCCAGAGUUUCAAAUCGGAUUAAAGAACCUGGCUGAGGAUCUUGCCAUGGUUCAGGACUACAGGCAGGCUCAGGUCGGUGACACAUAAAUACUUUACUCUCUACAUUCAGCUGUUAACCCUGUUUGUUAAUAAAGGGUCUUUUAUUUCAGGUGGAGAGACUGGAGACCAGAGUUGUUGCUCCUCUGAAAGCCUAUGGGGACAUUUUAAAAAACAAGCGAGUAAGUUUGACUCAAGAUGUCUUGAUGAGGGUUUGAAUAAAACUAACAUCAGCUCAUCACCAAGUUUGCAUUAAUUAGACCUUGUGGGAUUCUGGUUUGAUUAAGAGACCUGUCACUUGAAGAUAAUGAGUAACCAGCAGAAAGGAGCGGUGUGUCUCUGGGCGAAUUUACCACAUGCAGACAGUUAAGUUGUUUGAUUGUCAGGGGAAUACGUUGUGGGGUGGACAUGAGACACACCUGAGAUGAGACAUUCACACUGGCGGUCUCAGUGCUUUAAUUUGUGAGUUUUUACACCACUGUGAAAAUGAAGCUGUUCCAUGCUGUCGGCGCACUGCCUGAAUCUCUAAGAAGACUCAUGGAAUCAUACAGCUGACACUUUUCAGACCACAUAUUUGUCGAAGCUGCUCCCUGAGAAGUUUCAGUAACCAAUACACGUCCUAUGGUUAAAAACACUCAUAUGCAUAAAUACCCUCUGACCUUUGUUUUACAUGUAAUGUUGCCUGACUGUGUCUCUAUCAUUCAGGUAGAUCUUAAGAAGUUUAGCACAGAUCUGAAAAAGGAGCUGAAGGAGAUACAGAAACUGGAAAACAUCAGGAUGAGGAACCCUGCGGAUCGACAGAGCAUCGUAUCCUUAAAAGAAAUCGAAAACAGUUUGCAGUUUUCAAAAGCAGGCAGCACAUCUCAUGUUCCAGUGCAUAGAGGACAAAAACUUGAAAUUUCACAAGUUUUAUUAGGCUAACAUCACAAAAAAACAAACACUUAGGGAGCCUUCAUCAGAGCGUUUGUUGGACUGAAUGUACAGGUAUCCUUAUAAGGUUUCUCAAGAGCAGAGUUGAGUUUCUACAGGCUGCAAGCGUCGUCCACUUAGUCAAGCACCAAUCACUUCUCUAUCCCUUCAUUCAGCUGUGAUCGAGAAGUGAUUGGUGCUUGACUAAAUGGACACCGCUUGCAGCUGUGUAGAAACUCAACUCUGCUCUUGAGAAACCUUACACAAGAGUACCUGUACAUUCAGUCCAACAGGCGCUCUGAUGAAGGCCCUGUGCCGAAACAUGUAACUGUUUGUUUUUUUGUGAUGUAAGCCAAAUAAAACUUGUGAAAUGUUCAACUUUAUGUCCUUCGUGAACUGGAACAUGUGCUGCCUUCUUUUGGAAACCUCAAAAUGAAUUUUUACAUCGACAUAUUUGUAUAACCUUAAUGAACCACUAGAGCCCAAACAGUAGAAACUCACGGUGUUCUCCUGAUCAUCGUCCAGACCAACAUGGAUUAAUUUAAGAAUAUAAAAUCAUGAAAUUUAAAUGUUCAAGAUGCCUAAAAAUAACAAAAUUUUACUCUCAAAUUGGAAUAUUGUUUGUUAAUGGAUACUUUUUAAAAUCAUUCUUGAUAGAUUUCUGCCACAGUGGAUAAAAAAGAAAAGUAAACAUAUAGAAUAAACUUAUAAGCACUAGAAAACUUUAAAUUCAUGUACACAAUUUCACAAAGGAAAUUUUCUUAACAAUCCCGUCCAGUCUCAGGUAAUGUAAAUAACUUAAUGAUUAUUUUAUCCGUUUGUCUCAUUUUCAAUACUUUAAACUAUGGUGAACUGUACUGAGUGUUAUUGACAGGCUGAAGUUAAUGCCCAAAAGGCCUCCAACAAUGCCCAGCGGAGUGUCAAACAACUGGAGGAGACUAUCACUGACUUUCAGAGACAGAAGCUGGAGGAUAUCAAAGUGAGUGAUACACAUGCACAAGACACCAGGCAACUGAAAACCCAGAGUCGCAACGUGAAAAAUGUCUCUUAUUUUGUGGUAGACGAUUUUCAUGGACUUCAUCACCGUGGAGAUGCUUUUCCACGCUAAAGCGCUGGAGGUCUAUACACACACGUACCACAACCUGGAGGGACUGAACACUCAAAAGGAUCUGGAGGUACUUGGUGCUCAUGAUUUAACAACAGAAUCAAAUCUUAUGAGAAAGCCUGGUUGUUUUAUUUGGUGAUUUUCUGGACAAUUUGUUGUUAGUUCAGAUCAAAAUCGUGCUGAUAAAAAUGUAAUCUUUAAAACUUAAACACCUAAAUCUUUGAUUUUUAAAGGCCCCUUGAGGAUUUACUGCCGACUACCAUCACUAUAAUAAUUCAUAGUGAUGGUAGUGUCACAGUUUCAAGCUUUAUGAUCAGAUAAAAUCAAACUUACAGCUAGAAAGCCUGUUCUCUAAGCGUAACAGCUUCUCUGCAGCUCUUCAGUGGAAGGGUCAGGAUGUCUGACACUUUGGCUGGGCGCCUGGACACCCAGCUGGGCAGCUACCCUUCUCCCCUCACGAGCAGUUACUCAAGUCCUCCGCUGGCCUCCCCUAAAGGCCAGAGCUUCAGGUCAACACUGGCUUCUGCCACCAGUCAAAACCUCAGACAGCACAGCCAGUAUCCAGACACAGCCAGGAGGGUGAGCCUCAUCUAUUCGUUUCCUCAGUGAUGCCGCGGUUAGACCGUGGUCUGUUUUGAUGUUCAUCACCCAGCGAGCUUAAUGGGUCCACCUUUUUCUUUUUCAGUCUCGCAGCACUUUGCAGCGGCAGCGAGGCAUGGAGGAGGAAGAAGAACUCGAGGAGGAAGAAGAGGAUGAAGAGGAAGAAGAGGAGGAAGAAGAGGAGGAGAUGUAUGAAUCGGAGAUAGAGGAGGGUCAGAACACUAGCAGGCAGUCUUAUGCUGCUCAGUAUGCCCAGAUGCGCAGAUGGCAAAAGUAA
This is a messenger RNA of Xyrichtys novacula (pearly razorfish), 3071 nucleotides long. The record is from the annotation of a GenBank genome assembly. Lineage: Eukaryota; Metazoa; Chordata; Actinopteri; Labriformes; Labridae.